Mus musculus (house mouse) is the source of this 2025-nucleotide messenger RNA. It is a transcript of the gene Ak8, whose product is annotated as adenylate kinase 8. Gene Ontology annotation, cellular component: axoneme; 9+2 motile cilium; cytoplasm. Lineage: Eukaryota; Metazoa; Chordata; Mammalia; Rodentia; Muridae. Bases 399 to 1925 code for a protein of 508 amino acids. The transcript is spliced from 16 exons. Gene Ontology annotation, molecular function: ATP binding; AMP kinase activity; nucleoside diphosphate kinase activity. The record is from RefSeq and is a predicted model, not a curated record.
AUCUUUGCUUCCCCAGCUGACAAGUCUACCGAGGCCUGAGGCCUUUGAGGAAGCAGGUCUCGGGGACAGAGGGCUGCGCUGUGGCUUUACAUGGGCAGGUGUCAUUAUCCCAGUGUCUUGUCUGUCUUCGGAGCAGAAGGUUUUCAUCUGACUUGACACUGCCUGGUGCUGUGGCCCCCGGAGCCCCUGAGAGCUCCUCCAGCUUGACCCAUGCAAACAGCUCCACAGGCGUUCUGGGGUUUGCUUUGUGGCCCUGGGGAGGGAGAGCCGACUGCAGAUCAGGACCUCGGUGGAUGGAAUCCGGGACCAGGACUCGCCCCAGCUGAGGCGCUCACCGAUGACGCAUAGCUUGGCGUCCCAGCAACGCCGUUACUAAGGAGCGGAGCGCUGUCGGAAACAUGGAUGCAACCACAGCCCCUCAUCGCAUUCCCCCGGAAAUGCCUCAGUACGGGGAAGACUACUACAUUUUCGAGAUGAUGCAGAACAUGUUGGAGCAGCUCCUGAUCCACCAGCCGGAGGACCCCAUCAGCUUCAUGAUCACUCACCUGCGCAGGAACAAUGAUAAUGAGUACACAGUCAUCCAUGCCUCUCCACCACACGGAGUCCUUCCAGCCCCACGCGCACAGGAGAGCCUCAAGAGCAUCAGGAUAGACGUGCCGAAGGUUGUGAUAUUAGGUCCGCCUGCCUCAGGGAAAACCACCAUCGCCAUGUGGCUCUGCAAACAUCUAAACAGCAACCUCAUCACCAAGGAGAGCUUACUAGAAAGAGAGUUUUCCCGUCUGUCUGUGGAAGCCAAGAGUUACUACCAGGUUUACAAGAAGAUUCCCAAUUCGAUUCUUGUCAGUCUUGUCCAGGAGCGUCUGAAUGAAGAUGACUGCCUCAGAAAGGGCUGGAUCCUGGACGGCAUCCCUGAGAGGCGGGAGCAGGCUCUGAUGAUCCAGACCCUGGGGCUGGCGCCCAAGCACGUCAUUGUGCUUAAUGCUCCAGACACUGUCCUGAUCGAGAGAAAUGUGGGCAAGCGGAUCGACCCUGUCACCGGAGAGAUCUAUCACACCACCUUCGACUGGCCCCCUGAGCCUGAAAUACAGAACAGGCUGAGACAGCCGGAGGGCAUCUCGGAGAUCGAAACGGCGAAGAAGCUGCUGGAGUACCACAGGCACAUCAUCAGGAUUCUUCCUUCUUACCCAAAAAUCCUGAAAACCAUCAGCUCAGACCAGCCGUGUGUGGAUGUCUUCUACCAGGCUCUGACCUAUGUCCAAUCUGGCCAUCGAUGCAAUGCCCCAUUCACCCCCAAGGUGCUGCUGUGUGGGCCGUUGGGCAGCGGGAAGAGACUGCAGGCUACCCUUCUGGCCCAGAAAUAUGGCCUUGUAAACAUCAGCUGCGGGCAGCUGCUGAAGGAGGCUGUGGCAGCCAAGUCAAGCUUCGGGGAGCUCAUCCAGCCAUUCUUUGAAAAGAGGAUGACAGUUCCAGACAGUAUCAUCACCAAAGUUCUGGCUGAUCGAAUGGAGCAACAAGAUUGCAUCCAGAAAGGGUGGGUGCUGCACGGCUUCCCAAGAGACCUGGACCAGGCCCGGAUGCUGAACUCCAUGGGCUACAAUCCCAACAGGGUCUUCUUCCUGAGUGUGCCACUGGAUUCCAUUCUGGAGCGGCUGACGCUGAGAAGGACAGACCCUGUCACAGGAGAAAGGUUCCACCUCAUGUACAAGCCCCCUCCCACCAUAGAGGUCCAGGUCCGCCUCCUGCAGAACCCCAAGGAUUCAGAGGAGUACAUCAAGCUCCAAACGGACCUGUUCUACAGGAACUCUGGGGAUCUGGAGCAGUACUACGAUCGAGCCAUCAUUGUCAACGGAGACCAGGACCCAUACACAGUUUUUGAGUAUAUAGAGAGCGGGAUCAUUAAUCCUCUGCCCAGGAAAGUUACCUGAUAUGUGCGAAGCCAGGAGCAAGCCCUGAAGACAUUCAAAGCCCCUGCCCUCAACCUUCAUCAGACCCCAUCCAGCCAAUAAAGAUGCUAGUCACAACCUC